AUGUUUGAUCCUGAUGAGGUUUUUAGAAGACUGGAGAUAUCGGAUGAAAAGCAAGCGCAGCUAAAGAGGAAAACACAGAUAAUGAGCAAUUUGGAAGAAGUGUACUCUGGAAGAGACAUGUCUAAUAAACUGUUGUAUGCUCUUGCAUGCACAGCAUCUCGAAAGAUUGAUAUUGUAAAGAUAGCUGAUUUGGUUGAUAAUGGAGUGAUUAAACACGAAAGCAUGCUGAAAGAGUGUAUGAAGUAUGCAGAGCGAAUCGGUGUUAGCGAAGCGGAGCUUCAAAAGUUUGUUGAAGAGAAUGAUGUUGGGCAGGAUAGGAUAUGUGAAGAAAUAGAGAAGAUGGCAAAUGAAGGAGUGAAGAAGAAAGAGAUGAUGAUGGAAAUGAGAAGAAGAAUGCCUUGUGCGAAUUUUAAGUUGGUUUUUGAAGAGAUAAGUAAGAUUGAGGAUAAUUGUAUGAAAAUGGAUGAUGAACAGAAGAACAAAGGAACAAAUGCAGACUGGCUAGAGGAGGGUGAGUUAAAGAAGCUAUUUAAGCCUGGGGAGAAUCCACAGCUUAAUGAGAAGAUUAUGGAGGAGCACCUAAAAAGAACAGGAGGAAAGGUUGUUACGAGGUUUCCACCUGAACCGAAUGGGAUACUGCACAUUGGACAUGCAAAGGCAAUGAACCUGAGUUUUGAGUAUGCAAGAAGGAAUGGAGGAUAUACGUAUCUGAGAUAUGAUGACACGAAUCCUCGAAAGGAGGAGGAAGGGUAUUUUGAGUCGAUUUAUGAGGAUGUGAAGUGGCUUGGAUUUGAGCCAUACAAAGUGACUGCAUCGAGUGAUUAUUUUGGAAGGAUGAUGGAGUUUGGAUUUGAUUUGAUAAAGAAGGGAAAGGCAUAUGUGUGUCACUUGAGCCAAGAUGAGAUGUGUGAAAGAAGAAGAUUGUAUUUUUCUGAAGGAGGAGGAGACAGGAAGUAUCUAAGCAAAUAUCGAGAUAGAUGUACUGAAGAGAAUAUGCAAAUUUUUAAGGAGAUGAUUGAUGGAAAGUGGAAAGAAGGAGAGGCGUGCUUGCGCUUCAAGAUGGAUGUUGAUAGCAAAAAUCCAUUAAUGCUUGAUCUUGUUGCGAUGCGAAUAGUUGACGAAGUGCAUCCUGUGAAGAAGGUGAAUUUCCAUGUGUAUCCGACAUAUGAGUUUGCGCUUUGUGUUUCUGAUAGUCUAGAAGAUGUGACACAUUCUUUCUGUACAAGGGAGUUUUACACACGACAAGAGAGCUACAAUUGGCUGCUUGAUCAGCUUGAGAUAUACAAGCCUGUGCAGUGGGAGUUUAGUAGAUUGAAUAUAAGUAACACAGUGCUGAGCAAGAGGAAGCUUGUUCCACUGCAGAAGUAUGGAAUAUCUCUUGAUGAUCCCCGAUUAUUUACAAUUAAGGGGAUGAGAAGACGAGGAUUUCCAGCGAGUGCGAUCAAUGAGUUUUGCAGGAGUGUUGGAUACACAUAUGCAGAGACAACAGUUGAUGUGAGGAUUCUGGAGAAUUUUGUCAGGGCUGAGCUGAACAAGACUGCAAGAAGAGUGAUGUGUGUUAGGGAUCCAUUGAAGGUGACUAUUGUUGGAGUACCUGAAUGCAUGGUGAGAAUUCCAGAUUUUCCUGGAAGCUCUGAGUAUAGGGAUGUACGUUUUACGCCUGUGGUGUAUAUUGAAAAAUCCGACUUCCAGGAUAUUGGAGAGGAAGGAUUUGAAAGGCUUACGCUUGAUCAGCCUGUUGGACUUUACAUGUUGUAUUCAAUCAAGAUGGUGAAGGUUACGGAUGAUGGUCUAAUUGCAGAGAUGAGUGAUGCAGUGCCAAAGAAGUUUAUACACUGGGUUUCUGAGGAUUGUGUUGAUGUGGAGAUGCGAAUGUAUUCAGCGCUGUGGACGUCAUUCAACCCUAACGAGGGAGACUACAUGAAUGAGAUGAACAAGGAGAGCUUGAAGAUAUACAAAGGAAAGUGUGAUAAGCGGAUUCUUGAUUCAAAGAUUGAAGACAAGCUGCAAUUCCAAAGGAUAGGAUAUUUCUGUGUUGAUCCUGAUACAAGUGAGGAGAAGGUAGUGGUUAACCUUACUAUUCCUUUGAAGAACACUGUUUAA
Ordospora colligata OC4 is the source of this 2103-nucleotide messenger RNA. RefSeq names its product glutaminyl-tRNA synthetase. Gene Ontology annotation, cellular component: cytosol; cytoplasm. The coding region runs from base 1 to 2103 and encodes 700 amino acids. Gene Ontology annotation, molecular function: ATP binding; glutamine-tRNA ligase activity. Gene Ontology annotation, biological process: translation; glutaminyl-tRNA aminoacylation. The transcript has a single exon. NCBI's taxonomy places the organism in Eukaryota, Fungi, Microsporidia, Ordosporidae. The record is from RefSeq and is a predicted model, not a curated record.